Messenger RNA from Guillardia theta CCMP2712, 375 nucleotides. RefSeq lists its product as hypothetical. Gene Ontology annotation, cellular component: ribonuclease P complex. Gene Ontology annotation, biological process: tRNA 5'-leader removal. The coding region runs from base 1 to 375 and encodes 124 amino acids. The transcript is spliced from 3 exons. Lineage: Eukaryota; Cryptophyceae; Pyrenomonadales; Geminigeraceae. The record is from RefSeq and is a predicted model, not a curated record.
AUGUCUGUCGAAUUCAAAACUAUCCUGAAGCCGAAGUUCUGCUACAUGCGAGUUCAACUGAGCAUUGCGAAUGUUCCAUCGACAUUUCUUGAUCUUCGGAUGUACAAGAGCGUAGUUAUCUCUUCCAUCCACGACAUGUACGGCGAUGUUGGGCUGCCAGGAACGAUCGACGUGAUUGAGAUGAUGGAAGACAAAUCCGCGAUCAUCCGCGCUCCAUUCGAGAAAGCGACAGAGCUCAGAAACGCUCUGUCCUUCAAGUCAAAGUUUGACGGCAACGAGUGCGUUCUGCGAGUGCUCAAGGUCGCUGGUACUCUGAUCUCGGUGCAGAACACUGGGACUUUCCAGCAUCAGUCGCUACCAGAACCGUGUGCGUGA